UGCUUGCCGGGUCGGCCUUUCAGUCUAGUUGCCAGCCAAGGCGGGAGAACGAGCGAGCUAACGAGCGGCUGAGGACCGGCCGCCAGCAGCGACCAUCGGCAUGUUCAGUUGGCUGAAGCACAGCGGGCAUCAAAAGCCCGGCGAAAAUGAGAACGUAGUGGAGACGGUGACCGGCGGUUUGAAAGAGCUUUACGCGAAGAAGCUGUUUCCGCUGGAGGAGCAUUACCGCUUUCAUGAGUUCCACUCGCCCGCCCUGGAGGAUGCAGACUUCGACAACAAACCCAUGGUGCUCCUUGUGGGUCAGUACAGCACCGGGAAGACCACUUUUAUUAGGUACCUCUUGGAGCAAGAUUUUCCAGGAAUGCGAAUUGGCCCUGAACCAACUACAGAUUCUUUCAUUGCUGUCAUGUAUGGAGAUACUGAAGGGAGUACUCCAGGAAACGCUCUUGUGGUGGAUCCCAAAAAGCCAUUCCGCAAACUCAGCCGUUUUGGAAAUGCGUUCUUGAAUCGGUUCAUGUGUGCUCAAUUACCCAAUCAGGUUCUGAAGAGCAUCAGCAUCAUAGAUAGCCCUGGCAUUCUUUCAGGAGAGAAACAACGCAUCAGUAGAGGUUACGACUUCUGUCAAGUCCUGCAGUGGUUUGCUGAGCGGGUUGAUCGUAUCAUCCUUUUAUUUGAUGCCCAUAAACUUGAUAUUUCCGAUGAAUUCUCAGAAGCAAUCAAGGCAUUCCGGGGUCAGGAUGACAAGAUAAGGGUGGUGUUGAAUAAGGCUGACCAAGUGGACACCCAGCAGUUAAUGAGAGUAUAUGGUGCACUCAUGUGGUCCUUGGGCAAAGUAAUUAAUACUCCUGAGGUAUUGCGGGUUUAUAUUGGUUCUUUUUGGGCCCAGCCCCUGCAAAACACAGAGAACAGAAAAUUAUUUGAAGUAGAGGCACAAGAUCUAUUCCAGGACAUUCAGAAUCUUCCACAAAAAGCAACAGUGAGAAAACUGAAUGAUCUGAUCAAGAGGUCACGGCUUGCAAAGGUGCAUGCUUACAUAAUCAGCUACUUGAAAAAGGAAAUGCCUUCAGUAUUUGGAAAAGAAAAUAAAAAGAAGGAAUUGAUCAACAAAUUACCUGAAAUUUAUCGUCAGCUACAGCAGGAGUAUCAGAUUUCACCAGGAGAUUUUCCUGAAGUCAAGAAAAUGCAGGAAAAAUUGGAGAACUAUGACUUCACUAAAUUCCAUUCACUGAAACCAAAACUGAUAGAAUCCGUCGAUAACAUGCUAUCCACUAAAGUGGCUUAUUUAAUGACUCUGGUUACACAGGAAGAACGUAACAAGCCAACACAGAAGGUUCAAGGCGGGGCAUUUGAUGGUACCACAGCAGGACCAUUUGACCAUGGCUAUGGGGAAGGUGCCAAGGAAGGAGCUGAUGAGGAAGAAUGGGUUGUUGCCAAAGAUAAACCCACAUAUGAUGAAAUCUUUUACACUCUCUCGCCAGUCAAUGGUAGAAUCUCUGGGGCCAAUGCAAAGAAAGAUAUGAUGACCUCCAAACUGCCAAACAGCGUCUUGGGGAAAAUCUGGAAACUUGCUGACUGUGAUAACGACGGCAUGUUGGACGAAGAGGAAUUUGCAUUAGCGAAACAUCUCAUCAAGAUAAAAUUGGAGGGAUAUGAACUGCCUAGUAACUUGCCCAUCCAUUUGGUACCCCCAUCCCAUAGAAAAAAUGUGCGUGGAAUAGAGCGGUAAAUGAAUUGUUACAAAAUUAAACACACAAAAUGGUGGAAACUGUUGCAUAGAAAAACUUACUUGAAAGUAUAUUAAUCUGCCAAUAUUUUCAGAACCAUAUCAAAUGUUAAAUUUGUGCUAUAGCAAAAUCGUUUUUGCAUUUUUUUAAAAAAAGCACACAGAGCAUAAUUGGCAACAAGAAACUAUAAUUAGUCAGAAUAUCUAUGUAUGCACAUUUGUGUCCUUAUAGAAAUUAUUUCUGAUUUUUAAAAUAUACAUGAAUUAGAUGUGAUACACUUUGUAAGCUACAGGAACCAGCAAUGUAGAGGUACCAAUUAUUUUUAUGAGUAGAUAUAGAAACCCUCUUGCACAAAAAUAUUUUGUCAGAAGUGCCUUUUAAAUCUCUUUUUGCAAAUAUUCAGUGGAUAAGAGAAAUGUUUCCAUUAAAUUUACAGUCACAUUGAUAAAAUAGGAUUAGGUAGGUGUAAAAUAAAUUAAUACAUUUAAAUAAUAAAAUGCAAAACUUUAAAACAGUUCUCUUCCAAGGGCCAUUUAUUUUUUUCUAUUUGAGAUAUGUUUGAAAUAUUAUUAUGAUAUACCAAACACUAUGUUUCUUAGAUUAGAUUACAUUUUUAGGCUAAAAGAAUGCAUUUCAGUGCACCUUUGUCGUUUUAAUCAAAUAUUUAAAAGCAUAUUUAGUUUUAAAAUUUAUGAACAAAUAGUUCAAUGGGAAAAAGAAAAAUAUGGUAUGGAAAAAUAAGUGUUUUAAUAUUAACUUCAUUUGAGAAAAUUGGGGAAAUAUAAUUAAGAAAUAAUUAUUUCGGUUGAUAUUUUAAUUGUGAUCAGAGUAAUUGUUGAACUUGUCCAUAUGACCUUUUCGCAAGUAAGAUAUAAAAUAUCAGUUUUGCAGGAUUAGGUUCAAAGCCAGAUUCUCCAGAAAUUCUAUAAACAGGACAUGAAUGCAUUACAGUACCUUUCCCUGUUGUUCUCAGCAUUUGGUGAUUGGAGAUAUGCUGUCUUGGAACCUGGAGGUUCCAUUUAACAUCAUAGCUGAAAAGUUAUGAUAAAAUUAGUGUCUGUAUAUUUUAUUUUUACUUUAUAAAGUCAUUGAAGAGGAAGCUAUCACCAAAAUAUUGUGGUCAGAUCCUAAUAGGUUAGAGGUAAUUGAUACAUUUUUAUUAGCUAUAAAUCUGUAGAGUACGUUUUGUACAAAUAUAGUUUUAAAAAAUACCCAUUCUGAUGAUUCAAUUCCAUAAACACAAAACUUGCUCACCAACUAACAAUAUUCUUUGCAAUGCUACCAAAUUAAAGGUAUACUUACUGAAAGUGAAUUACACACAGGGCAGGUAAACUGGUUUGAUAAUUCUUCUCAGUGAUAUUAUUCAUUGUAAAUGUGAAAGGCAAAAUUGAUCAUUCCUUAGUAUUCCCAGUUUUGGGUGGGUAAUGAUCAUAGGGAUCUUGCUUGUUAUUCUCUUGCUUCUUCCUUUGUAUUGUCAGGUGUCAACGUGUUGUACACAUUGAUCAAGUUGAGUUGAGUUGAUGCCUUGAGCUUCUGAAUGAAAGGCAGGAUAUGAAUGUGACAAAUAUGAAGUCAGAUUGUUCCAGCCUCUUCAGUCUCUUCUGUACUGAUGAGUGGCCUUUCCACACUUGUUGCCCGAAAUCCCUUUAAGUGGGGGUGCUAGCAUGACAUCUGUUUCUAAAACAUAUACUUUGUCAGGAAACCAUGUUAUAUUUAGGCAUUACCUUAAGCCAUAGUAUACUUAACUAUGGCUUAGGGAGGAAAACCAAUUUUUCUGGGUUUAACUUUACGGCUAAGUAUGAUUAGAACCGGGUAUCACUUUUAGAUCUUCAUUAUAACCGCUUUGUGAGCAUUGUCAUUAAGGUGCUGUAAUCAUCUCAACUUUUUUUUUUAGUAGAUUGCUUACUGAAAACUCCACCAAACUGUCAAUCUGUUCUGUUACCAAGAUUAAUAUUCAAGGUCAAACCCAUAGUAUAGGUCAGUGCUGGUUUUGGAAUGGUGGGGAUUUCAAGGUUUUUGAAGGAGCUAAUUUAUUUAGAAAGGGUAGUAAGAGACAAAUGGCCAGGAGGACCACAUUAGACUAAAGAGCCUGGUGCCUGGAAGGAAUUUAUCAUCUUUCGCUCUUGUAUUAUUGAGUCAUAACAGAUACAGAUUUCAAGGGGGGGAAAUCGUUAAAGGGAAACUGAAAUUAUUGUAUAUUGUAACACUGGGGGGGUGGAAAUCAAGAGAUAAAAUUCUAUCUGUAAAUCACAAAUAGACAGAAUAUAUAAUUUUAUUUAUUGUCAAAA
Messenger RNA from Thamnophis elegans (Western terrestrial garter snake), 4012 nucleotides. It is a transcript of the gene EHD4, whose product is annotated as EH domain containing 4. Gene Ontology annotation, biological process: endosomal transport; clathrin-dependent synaptic vesicle endocytosis. The record is from RefSeq and is a predicted model, not a curated record. Gene Ontology annotation, molecular function: calcium ion binding; molecular adaptor activity; GTP binding. Bases 101 to 1726 code for a protein of 541 amino acids. Gene Ontology annotation, cellular component: presynaptic membrane; intracellular vesicle; plasma membrane. Lineage: Eukaryota; Metazoa; Chordata; Lepidosauria; Squamata; Natricidae. The transcript is spliced from 6 exons.